Drosophila bipectinata is the source of this 4835-nucleotide messenger RNA. It is a transcript of the gene rha, whose product is annotated as rha. Gene Ontology annotation, biological process: centrosome cycle; interkinetic nuclear migration; positive regulation of centriole elongation. Gene Ontology annotation, cellular component: centriole; centrosome. Lineage: Eukaryota; Metazoa; Arthropoda; Insecta; Diptera; Drosophilidae. The record is from RefSeq and is a predicted model, not a curated record.
AUAGAACACCGGUAGCGACACCUGUUCUCCGUACACCCCACUUAUCGCCCGGUUACCUUGGCAAUCUAUCCAAGUCGCCUUAGAGUCCUCGCUCCAAGCGAGAAACUACGAAUAAACUACGCUCAACUACGAGAAGCCGAGCAACCGGAAUACAGACAGAGCUGAUCGAACGGGAAAGCAGAUGGUCAGAAUCACCAGCGCCCGCGUUAAAAUUUAGCUUUGAAAGUUUGGCGCCUGUUGAAUUGAAAAUUGUUUAGUUUCUCCACACUAAAACAAAAGCUUCAAAUACAAAAAGAUGGUCAAGCCAUACAAGGCGUCGCGCUCGGUGGCGGCUAGCGAUAACUGCAGCGGCGGAAGCGGAAACAAGGAUUUGGACCAGGUUUACUGCGUGGUGCUUCAUGUAGUUGAGGCCAUUAACUUUGUCGGUCGCGAUUCAAGCGAACGGGAUCGCGAGAAGAUCGUUAUGAACGCGUCCCUUAAUACCGUUGACUUCGAGGUGGAGGGCACCCAGUCGUCCACUGCCGAGACCAUCAUCUUCAACAGCAACUGCAUUUGGGAGUGCGACAUGCCUGGGAUAAAGCGCAUCAAAACAGACCAUCGCCCCGUGAAGGUCACCUUCUACGCCUGCCGUGGCGGAGCGUCGGAGAGGAAGACCAUCGGCAGCCUGCUGUUGCCGGUGAGGGGUCUGCCGGUGCUCAGUUCCGCGGGUAGCCACAACGCCGCCCAGCUGAAGAUGUUCUGGCACAAGCUCAUCUGCAUCAGCAGCGAAUUUCGCUCCCACAAGCCGGAGGUGCUCCUCAUACUGGCCAUCAUUAAAAAGUCCAUUCUGCACACCAAGGACUUCGAUCACCUGAUGCAGUUUUCCGACAGCAAGUCACCGCCCGAACCGCCGAUGCAAUCACCCGGGCACUCAAUCACUUCCAACAUGCUCCAGUCGCAGGCCAAUGUCUAUGUGCAGUCGUUGGUGCAACUUGGACUGCUUCAAGUGGGCAACGAUCCUCUGGUAGACUGCGACAUCAUCGAGGUCGUGCUGCAGUUGAAGCAGCUGAAAAACGUGAGCAAGCUGGCCAGGUCACUGAACGCGGGGAAGGACCCCAGCUCAGUGAUCCUGGUGUUCGAUUUUGUGGGGAACGUGACCAAUAUUGAAUUAAAGCUAAAUGAGACUGACUCUUAUAUCCUGAACGAUGUCCUGGGCCUCCGAUUCAAGACCUCCCUGCGCAGCAUGCGUCUCUACUUUCAGAGGAUCUUCUACCUGCCCAUUAACAUGUACAUGAAUGGCACGGCAAUAGCCAACUAUCGUAUGGACUUUGGAAAAUUGCUGCCACCGGACAGUUACUUCAAGGACAACAGAAAGUUCACCUGCAAUGGAUCCUUUUCCUUCAACCGUUUCGGACGCACUGACAGCGCCAGGGACUCCAAGCCGCCACUCAUGGAGUAUGCCUUCAGUGUGGACGUGAAGACCAUUUUUUCGAAGCAGGACACAGGAGCUGAAUCGGAAGCAGCUCCCUCAAUUCGCAGUGGAGUUUUCAGGGAGCUGCCUAAGGAUCGCAAGGACCCGGAAGCGUCUUCCUUGUCCCUUGACACUGCCUCGGUAGCGAGCCUGAAUGUGGGUGCUGAGCUAUCGGCCUCGGACGAGGGAUCUUGCGGCUCAGCUUUUCUGAAGGAGGAUGACCCUGACUCCGAGGACACUCCGGCGGAUUUGCGAAAGGUACAAGGUCGUCGCAGGAAGUUCACCCGACUAACAUCAGGCGAGGUUGUGGAAGUACAGGAGAGCGAGGAUGAGAAUGUCCUGGGCAAGAAGUUCUCGUCGAUGGUGGUGCGCGAGACAUAUUCAGCGAAGGUUCAGAUGGAAGUUGCAUCUGCAAAAUCUGAAGUCCCCCCUGAUAUGGAAAUAGAGUCUCAAAUGGACGAGUCCGAAGGCGACGUCCUGAGCCGUCCUGAAACUAUAGAAACCAGUGCAGAUGUUUUAAGCGAAAGCCCCUCCAAGGAGAAGAACCAAAAGAGAAAGUCAUCUUCCAUGGAGCGGCCAAUAUCACAAAAAGGGAAACCCAAAAUAUUGAACCAACCAUCCAAGGAAUUGCCUAUAGACCGAUCUGCAUCGACAGGACGGGCAAAGGUGCCUAAAACAAAGGCACCGUUGAAAGACACCGACUUCAUCGACGACCUGACAUCUUUGGAGCAUUUUGAGCUUCUGGAAGAGCAGUUUAAAGAGGAGGUGGACUUUGAACUGACAGAUGUUAGAAUGAGGCCUCGCAGAAUCGGAGGACCAAUAGUGCCUUUGGAACGGAAGCUGAGAAAACCAACAGCUCCAGAUGACCUCCACUACGAGAAUACCGAUUAUAUAGACAGCCAUCUGAACAUUAUCUACGAGGAGCAUUCUGGCGAUUCCAUCCCAAAGAAACUUGUCCGCAAGAAAGUAGUUAAAAAGGUUUCCCAGCGAGAACUGGGCGAGUUGGAAACAGUAUCUGGGAGGGACAGGCCCAUUUCAACAAGGAAUAGCUCUGCCACCAAAAGCAAAUUUGACGGAUGCAACGAUUCAGAGAGUUCCCAGCCACAAAAGAUGGCUUCCUCUAGGGGAAAAAACAGCAACCCUUCGAAACUAGCGCAGGAAACGCAAGAAAGCGACGUGGAUACCAACGACUUUAACGAUGGGGAUGUUCCCAGCAAGCGCAAAAAAAAAUCAAAGAUGGACUUAAGCCUUCGUGCCCGAUGGGUCGAGGUGAACAAGUCCCAGGCACAAGCCUUGGAUGAGACCGAGAAGUUUCUGGUGGAGACCUGCCAGGCCGAGCUCAACGAGGUCCUCUAUGAGGAUCAGCUGGCUCUCGGUCUGGCAAAGCCUCUGAAACCUAAAAAGAAAUUGGUGAGUUCCAGAAAACCCAAAGUCGCCCAGAGCAGCGAACUCGAUAGCUCGAUUUUGGGGGAAGACAUGCCCUCAUCUCAAGCAGAUAUCCUGCCUAAAAAGAAGCGGGAGGUGGUUGUGGAACAGGAACAUGUGGAAUCGCAGUUGGACCUUCAGAGCUCGGAGGAGUACAUAUCCAUAUCUGAGGUCACCUUAACAUCGGCGGAAAGCAUUAUAGAGCGAGAGCCUGUGACUAAAAAGAAGCUCAGGAACGAUGCUUUGCCCGAAAAUGAGAUGGAAAUUAAUGUAGGGAAACCUUUGAAGAAAAAAGUUAUCAAAAAAAAGGUAUCCACAUCUUUGGCUACAGCGGAAAUAGAUGAUGUUCCUGAAAUGGAUACUCCUCAGUUGGUAAAGAAAAAAGUUAUCCGGAAGAAAUCCCAGCGCUUAGUGGAAGAAGCUCUGGAAGAGGGAGUGGUCCCAACAAGAAAGGUGUCUUCGAAGAAAUUGUUGAGGAAGGAAUCCCAAGAAGAACCUCUAGAAGAAGAAGUGGUCCCAACAAAAAAAGUAUCUUCGAAAAAGUUGGUAAGGAAAGAAUCUCUUGAAGAACCACUGAAAGAGGAAGAGGUCCCUAAAAGAAAGGCGUCUUUAAAGAAAUUGGUCAGAAAAGAAUCCCAUGAAGAUCUACAGGAAUUGGAAGUUGCCGCUACAAGAAAGAUACCUUUGAAGAAAUUGGCACGAAAUGAUUCCCAAGAAGAACCCCUGGAAGAGGAAGUUGACGAAAUAAGAAAGGUAUCCUCCACGAAAUUUGUGAGAAAAGAAUACCACGAAGAGGCUCUGGAAGAGGAAGUGACUCCAACAAGGAAGGUUUCUUUGAAAAAAUUGGCGAUAAAAGAAGCCUAUGACGAAUCCCUGAACGAGGAAGUGUUCUCAACAAGAAAGGUGUCCUCAAAGAAAUGUGUGCGAAAGGAAUCCUCUGAAGAUACUCUGGAAGAGGAAGUGGUGCCCAAAAGGAAGGUGUCUUCAAUAAGAUCGGUAAGAAAAGAAUCAACUGAAGAACCUGUUGAAGAGGAAGUGAUCUUAAUAAAAAAGGUACCUUCGAAGAAAUUGGCGAAGAAGCAUUCCCAAGAAGAACCUCUGGAGGAAGAGGAAGUGGUCCAGACAAAAAAGGUAUCCUCCAAGAAAUUUGUGAGGCCGGAAUCGGAAGACUCUGAUGUAGAACUGAGUCUAACCAACGAUUCUGUUGUCCAGAAACUCAAGUCCUGGCGCAGCCAUCAGAUAAAGCAAUUCGAGGAGGAGCUGGCCCGUCGUGAGCAGCACUACAAGCAUCAGUUGGAAGAGAUGGAGUGCAAAGAAGCUAGGAUACUAAACCUGGGCUUGCCGGAAGAGCCCACGGCGCCACUUAGUGUGGAUUACGAGGCCAAGUUCAGCGAGCUGGAGCAGCACAUUUCCAAGUUGAAGACUGAAAUGGAGCAGCAAGUGAUACUGUUUGAGAUCCGUAGCCAGGAGUUGCGGCAGGAGAACGUCCAGCUGGCAACCGAAAAGACAGAGCUGAAGGCCCGCAUCGCCACCAUGGAGCAGCAGAUAGGGCAGCUCCGUUCCCAGGGGACCGACGACGGCGACAUUAAACAAGUGCUCGGCGAGCUGAGGUCCCAGAACAGCCGGUUCCUGGACCUGACGCGAGAGAAGGACCGCUACAAAAAGCAGUGGCGACGAUGCGCCAAAAAGGUCCAUGCCCUCAAGCUGACCAUGUACGAGAGGAGUGUGGACAGGGAUCGAGAAUGUUUGAACAUCGGCGCCAUUGACUUGAAGAAGAUCCUCACCAAGGAUGCCUUAGGCUUUGAGCAGGAGUAUGGCCCAUUUCGGCGAUCUGGCCCCUCACCAAGAUUUCCCGUCAACUCGAUGUCCGGCUCCGGUGACUACUCCCCGCCCUGCGGCAAGCGGACACCCCACUACAACCCGAAAAGUUGAGGCCAUCGAUAGGUGGCAUCUCAACCUC